This is a messenger RNA of Alexandromys fortis (reed vole), 2076 nucleotides long. It is a transcript of the gene Tspan18, whose product is annotated as tetraspanin 18. Gene Ontology annotation, cellular component: plasma membrane. The transcript has 11 exons. NCBI's taxonomy places the organism in Eukaryota, Metazoa, Chordata, Mammalia, Rodentia, Cricetidae. Bases 639 to 1385 code for a protein of 248 amino acids. The record is from RefSeq and is a predicted model, not a curated record.
GGCGGCGGUGGCGGGCGAGCGGCUGCAGCUGCCGCCGGCGUCUCAGGGGCUGCUGGCUGCAGGCGGACGCCGCGCCAGGCUAUCCCGAAGCCCAGCUGCGCCAGGCCUCCUGGCCCCGGCCCCCAAAGGGCGUCGCCGCUUCUCGUCGCCUUGACGCCUAGCCCAACGCCACCGUGCAGGAUUGACGGCGCCCCUCAAGUUGCUAGCGCACUGUGCGCCCGGGGAGAAACUUUCCCCCGCGUCCGGGCCUCUGCCAGCCAGCAUCAGGAGACUCCAAGGGGAUCUCCGUUUCUCCUCAGAGAGGAAGAGGACAGCUGGAAGAGCAGCAGCGAUGAGCAGACCUGGCCGCUACCAUUUAAUAAUGAUGCAAAUCAGAGCUGAGAAUCACAGCUCGAGAAGGGCUUCAACUGCAGACCGAGUGGGGGAGGAAGGGCCCUGUCAGCAUCAGAGAGGGCAAGUGGCCAGCCUAAGGUCACACAGCAAGCAGCAGUAGAAACAGACCUCAUCUACAGGUAGACAGCUGCUGGACAGCCUGCAUUCUGCAGAAGCCGGCCCUCCCGAUACUGCAGGUGAAGCCCUUGGUGUGCAAUCUAAACACAGACACAGGCUUUCCAGCUCGGCUGACCAGGUGGAGCACCAUGGAAGGUGACUGUCUGAGCUGCAUGAAGUAUCUGAUGUUUGUUUUCAAUUUCUUCAUAUUUCUGGGAGGAGCCUGCCUGCUGGGCGUAGGCAUCUGGGUCCUCGUGGAUCCGACUGGCUUCCGGGAGAUUGUGGCUACCAACCCCCUGCUGACCACGGCUGCCUACAUCGUCCUGGCCAUGGGAGGCCUGCUGUUUCUUCUGGGCUUCCUGGGCUGCUGUGGUGCUGUCCGAGAGAACAGGUGUCUGCUGCUGUUUUUUUUCAUCUUUAUCCUGGUCAUCUUCCUGGUAGAGCUCUCCGCAGCCAUCCUGGCCUUCAUCUUCAGGGAACACCUCACCCGUGAGUUCUUCACCAGGGAGCUCACCAAGCACUACCAGGGCAACAAUGACACGGACGUGUUCUCUGCCACCUGGAAUUCGGUCAUGAUCACAUUUGGCUGCUGUGGGGUCAAUGGGCCCGAAGAUUUCAAGACAGCCUCUGUGUUUCGGCUGCUGACACUGGAGAGUGAGGAGGUGCCCAUGGCCUGCUGCCGGAGGGAACCCCAGACUCGUGAUGGGGUACUGCUGAGCAGGGAGGAGUGCCAGCUGGGGAGAAGUCCAUUCAUAAACAAACAGGGCUGUUACACGGUGAUUCUCAAUACCUUCGAAACCUACGUCUACCUGGCUGGUGCCUUUGCCAUUGGGGUGCUGGCUAUUGAGCUUUUCCUUAUGAUCUUUGCCAUGUGUCUCUUCCGGGGCAUCCAGUAGGCCUUGGUCUGAAGAUAUGCAGCCUGCCACUGCCCAGUAGCCAGCCCCUCCCCUCCCUGUCCUCUGGCCCCAGGGGAGGAGGCAAGGCCAGCCUGGAAGGCCAGGAACACAGAGCUAAUUAAAACAAAAACAAAAACAAAGACAGCUGUGAACUGAAGAGGCCUCGCCUUGGCUCCAAGGCAAGAGCCUUGAACUAGUCAAGGACCUAAGGCUGGCCUGGGACCAGCUAAGACCAAAGGAUUUUCAGCCUCAGAGCCCCUGGGCCCUGUCAGACUGGACUGUCCCCUGGUCUGGGUCCCCUCUCUUAGCAUUUCCAGGAUCUGAGCAACCAGAAGACAGGGCCCUGGAGGAUGAGCCAGACUUUUCAGAAGGCCAGAAUCUGCAGAACCACCUGCUGGACGGUGAAGCUGUCCCUGCUCCUGCUGGCUGAGGGUGGCUGUGUGUGGCACUGGAUCUGAUUUCCUCAUCUCUCGGAUCAAAGCCUCUCCGAGGACCACAGAAGGGCAGUGACCUGCCCACAGUCACACAGCCUGUGCAUGACAAGAUCACCCCAAGGUUGCUGUUACUCCAGCCAGGACUCCAUCAGAUCUGCCUCAACAUCCCAAUGUAGACUGGCCAGCAACUGCCCACACCACGUUCUACAGCUGAGAAAAGUCCAUACUGUGUCCAAUCUGCCCUGCUUGUUCCUUUA